UGCUCGCGACGGAGCAGUCACAGAUCCUCUACUGACGCUCCCCGCGCAGUUUCUCACUGAUGUAUUUACACCAAAGAAGAAGAUGAAGAUAUCCGGUCUGGCGUCGGGAAACAGAGGAAGAAAAACUUAGACGGAAUUUAUAUAUAUAUAUAUUUUUUCCAGCUAUUUGAUCCUAAAAACAAAGGAUUUAACAGAUUCUCCCGGUGUGCCCGUGUACGUGUCUGGUUGGGACCCUGAGUGUGUCGGGGGGCUAUGGUGAGGCCAUGUACACAGGCUGGUGUGAGGAGAGACGUACCAGCAGCACUGGAGGUAACGGAUUGGGUCUCCCUUCAUGGCUGUGCGUAUCACUCUUCUUCUUUGCCCUGUGGGGCCAAGCAUCCCCGCAGUGCCCGGACAGCUGCCACUGCGCCUGGGAUACAGCCACAGUGCUGUGCUCAGACGCAGACCUGCGGGAGAUCCCAGAAGGAAUCCCUCCAGACACCGUAUCCCUGCACCUUGAACGAAAUUACAUCCGGAACAUCCCUGAGAGUGCCUUCAGUGACCUGGUUCACCUGCGGGACCUGUACCUGUCCCACAACCGCAUCGACUCACUGGCCUCGGGGGCCCUGCGACACCUGGGGCCUGAGCUACGCCUGCUGGAUCUCUCCCACAACCAGCUGAGGCAGGCGAGCAGGGAGGAGUUUGGCUCCACUCGGGCAAAGACUCGCCUCUACCACAACCCCUGGCACUGUGACUGCGCCCUCCAGGAGUUGAUGGAGACUCUGAACCUGGAGCCUGAGACAGUGAACGGGAUCAUUUGUGAGAGCUCCGUGCGAGGGGUGGGUGAGGGGAGCAGGUGGGAGGAUCCUGGAUCACUUGGGGAGCACGCAGGUCAGCCACUGGUCAAACUGUUGGAUUCUGGGGUGAAUUUCUGCAGCCUGCAGAGGAAAACCACAGAUGUAGCCAUGCUGGUGACCAUGUUUGUGUGGUUUUUUAUGGUCAUUGUAUAUGUGGUGUACUAUGUGAGGCAAAAUCAAGCUGAAGCCCGCAGACAUUUGGAGUACCUGAAGAGUUUGCCCAGCCCACGCAAGACCCCCACAGAGACAGACACUUUGAGCACUGGAUUCUGA
This is a messenger RNA of Cheilinus undulatus (humphead wrasse), 1109 nucleotides long. Its product is annotated as leucine-rich repeat-containing protein 3-like. The transcript is spliced from 2 exons. The record is from RefSeq and is a predicted model, not a curated record. Gene Ontology annotation, molecular function: protein binding. NCBI's taxonomy places the organism in Eukaryota, Metazoa, Chordata, Actinopteri, Labriformes, Labridae. Gene Ontology annotation, cellular component: extracellular matrix. The coding region runs from base 264 to 1109 and encodes 281 amino acids.